AUGGAGAUCUCUUGUGAGUUCAGUUCUAUAGGCGGUAACAGAAAUCCUGCCGCCGCCGACUGGGACGAAGAUGGUUUGCAGUUACUGGCGUUUGGGGCGGAUAAUUGCAUCGCGCUGUGGGAUCCACAGGACGAAGAACUUCAUGGAGUUCAGGCGAUUUUGAGUGGGCAUACCAAAGCUGUCAACGCGGUCAAGUUUUUCUCAACAAAGUCACCGGACGUCUCUGUUCUUCUGAGCGGUUCGGCGGACAACUCCCUUCGCAUAUGGCGCGGUGGACGCGGCAAACAUGCUCAGUUUGAAUGUGUAAAGACCGUCUCCGAACAUACAGGCCCCAUUACUCGGAUAGCCACUCUUCAGGCAUCAGAUAUCUUCGCUACCGGCGCUUCCGACGGCACAGUCAAAAUCUGGAAACUCGUACACGAUUCUGACUUCUCUUCGCUUGACGUUGAACUAUUACAAACUAUUGCUCUCUCGCCAAAGUACUUUCCGCUGAAUCUCGCUCUUGCAAAUUUGGAUGAGUCAUCUAUCGUCCUAGCAGUCGCGGGCACUCGCAGCACCAUCCAAAUCUUCGUUUCUCAAGACACACAGUUCAAACUGUCCGGAACAUUGACUGGACAUGAGGGUUGGAUUCGUGCACUAGCAUUUACACGAGAGUCAUCGGAUGAGACCAGUGACUUACUACUAGCUUCAGCCAGUCAAGACAAAUAUAUUCGUCUCUGGAGAAUCCAUCGUGGAGAUGAGCUCCCUGCUACAAGCAGUGCACUGAAUGAUCCAGCUUUGGGGGGCUUUGGGAAAUCUUUAUCCAAUAAGGCCCAUUGGAUUGACUCUACGGCAGCGAAGCAUUCAAUCACGUUCGAAGCACUGCUGCUGGGGCACGAAGAUUGGAUAUAUACCGCUUCGUGGCGGCAUCGAGACGGAAAGCUGCAACUGCUUUCUACCUCGGAAGACAACUCUCUCGCUAUAUGGGAAUCUGAUCCCAACUCGGGUGUGUGGGUGUGCAUUACUCGACUAGGCGAAAUCAGCGCGCAAAAAGGUUCGACAAGUGCCACAGGAAGCGCAGGAGGGUUCUGGAUCGGGCUUUGGUCGCCAGAUGGGAACGCACUCGUAUCGUUGGGGAGGACUGGAAGUUGGAGAAGGUGGACUUACUCGGAUACGGAGGAUAUGUGGGCACAGCAAGUCGCAAUCACAGGCCACGUGCGGGAAGUAAGAGGCGUGUGCUGGUCGAGAGAUGGGUCGUACAUGGUGUCAACCAGCUCGGAUCAGACCACAAGACUCUUCUCGCAAUGGAAGCGCAAGGACAUAACGCCAUCAUGGCACGAGUUUUCGCGGCCGCAAAUCCACGGUUACGACUUGAACUGCAUCGACGCGGUUACCAACUCUCAAUUCAUCUCAGGCGCAGACGAGAAGCUACUACGCAUUUUCGACGAACCAAAGGGCGUCGCCGAAAUGCUCAACAACCUCUGCGACAUUCGAAUGUCGACCACCGCAGACCUCCCAGACGCAGCCAACAUCCCCGUUCUCGGCCUCUCCAACAAAGCAAUCCAAGCCGUAGGUGACGACGAGCCGGUCGAAAACGAGGACGAAGAGGAGCGCGAAGCCCUGAAUCCUUCUUCAGUAGUGCGCAAAUCUACACUCGACUUCCAACACCCACCGUUCGAAGACCACCUGGCGCGCCACCUCCUCUGGCCUGAGACAGAGAAGCUCUACGGCCACGGGUACGAGAUCUCUGCCGUAGCUGUCAGUCGAGAUGGCGGCCUUAUAGCGACUGCAUGUCGGGCGAGUUCUAUCGACCACGCUGUCAUCCGUCUCUACGAUACGAAGAACUGGCUGGAAGUCAAACCUGCACUGAAAGCACACUCCCUGACCGUCACUGCACUGCAAUUCUCGCCCGAUGACAAGUACCUACUAAGUGCAGGGCGAGACAGACAGUGGGUGGUGUGGGAACGCAGCGACGAGCCCGCACUAUACACGCUCCGACACUCAAACCCCAAGGGACAUACACGCAUGAUCCUAGGCGCGUCGUGGGCGGCACUAGACCAACCGACCUUCCUCACAGCAGGACGAGACAAGAGCGUCAAGAUAUGGCAAAUCACGGAUACAGAGGUGAUCCUAAAGACCACGGUGACUGCAAACGCGGCUGUCACGGCCGUGGCAUGCAACAACUUGCCUGCCGACGGAGCUAUGUUUGCUUUCGGGACGGAGACGGGAGCCAUUGGGAUCAGAAGUGUGGAAUUCGACGCGCUGGAUAAGGUUGGUGUUAGUAUGGUCGGGACGGGGAUGUCGCCGGCUCGGACGAUCAAUCAGAUCGUGUGGAGGCCGGGAAGGAGUAUUGCACAGCAGCAGGUUGCGGUGGCUAGUGAUGAUACGUCACUGCGGAUAUACAACGUCAGCGUUAGCGUGCAGUAG
Molecule: messenger RNA, 2406 nt
Organism: Dothidotthia symphoricarpi CBS 119687
Lineage: Eukaryota; Fungi; Ascomycota; Dothideomycetes; Pleosporales; Dothidotthiaceae
Product: WD40 repeat-like protein
Exons: 2
Coding region: 1-2406 (801 amino acids)
Biological process (GO): tRNA wobble uridine modification
Cellular component (GO): elongator holoenzyme complex
Molecular function (GO): protein binding
Source: RefSeq, a predicted model, not a curated record